AUGGAUCGCAUAGCAAAAUUGGCAUCCCAAAAGGCAGUGGUGAUUUUCAGCAAGAGUUCAUGCUGCAUGUGUCAUGCAAUCAAAAGACUGUUUUACGAGCAAGGAGUGAGCCCUAUGAUUCACGAGCUCGACGAGGACUCGAGGGGAAGGGAAAUGGAGUAUUCUCUCAUUAGACUAGGUUGCAACCCCUCUGUGCCCGCGGUUUUCAUUGGGGGUAAAUUUGUGGGCUCUGCUGAGACUGUAAUGACACUCCAUCUCGAUGGCUCCCUAAAAAAGAUGCUCAUAGACGCUCGAGCUAUAUGGCUUUAG
Molecule: messenger RNA, 309 nt
Organism: Ilex paraguariensis (yerba mate)
Lineage: Eukaryota; Viridiplantae; Streptophyta; Magnoliopsida; Aquifoliales; Aquifoliaceae
Source: the annotation of a GenBank genome assembly